Molecule: messenger RNA, 1166 nt
Organism: Physeter macrocephalus (sperm whale)
Lineage: Eukaryota; Metazoa; Chordata; Mammalia; Artiodactyla; Physeteridae
Product: alanine--tRNA ligase, mitochondrial-like
Exons: 5
Coding region: 49-978 (309 amino acids)
Biological process (GO): alanyl-tRNA aminoacylation
Cellular component (GO): cytoplasm; mitochondrion
Molecular function (GO): aminoacyl-tRNA deacylase activity; nucleic acid binding; alanine-tRNA ligase activity
Source: RefSeq, a predicted model, not a curated record
AUCCCCGCACUGCCCUUUGACCCCGUGAAGUCAUUGCCCCGAGUUAAGAUGGCGGUGUCGGUGGCAGCUGCAGCCGGGCGACUUCGGCGGGCCAUUCGAAGGUCGCCGCAAUGGCGGGGCCCCAGCCGUCGGGCGCUCUCAUCCGAGGCCCCUCCAAUCCAGGCCGCGGCCGUGCGGGACGCCUUCCUGAGCUUCUUUCGGGACCGCCAUGGCCACCGCCUGGUGCCGUCCGCUUCCGUGAGGCCCCGCGGCGACCCCAGCUUGCUUUUCGUCAACGCGGGCAUGAACCAGUUCAAGCCAAUCUUCCUGGGCACUGUGGAUCCACGAAGCGAGAUGGCAGGCUUCCAACGUGUGGCCAACAGCCAGAAAUGUGUGAGGGCUGGAGGACGCCACAGCGACCUGGAGGAUGUGGGCCGAGACCUUUCCCAUCAUACCUUCUUUGAAAUGCUCGGCAAUUGGGCCUUUCGGGGAGUAUAUUUUAAGGAGGAGGCUUGCAGCAUGGCCUGGGAACUGCUGACUCAGGUCUAUGGGAUCCCUGAGGACAGGCUCUGGGUCUCCUACUUUGGUGGUGACUCCAAGGCUGGGCUGGGCCCGGACCUGGAGAGCAGGGACAUCUGGCUCAACUUAGGGGUGCCUGCCAGCCGCAUGCUCUCCUUUGGACCACAGGAGAACUUCUGGGAGAUGGGGGAUACUGGCCCUUGUGGGCCCUGUACUGAGAUCCACUAUGACCUGGCUGGUGGGGUGGGAGCCCCCCAGCUGGUGGAGCUUUGGAAUCUGGUCUUCAUGCAGCACAACAGAGAGGCAGAUGGAAGCCUGCAGCCCCUGCCCCAGCGGCACGUGGACACAGGAAUGGGCCUGGAAAGGCUGCUGGCUGUGUUGCAAGGCAGACGCUCCACCUACGAUACCGACCUCUUUUCCCCACUGCUAAAUGCCAUACACCAGGUGAGCCCACCUCUUCCCUUCCAGAAGCCCCUCUGACCUGCUCUCACCAGUGCUCACUGCCAUUGUUUUCCAUCUUUGUUGAGAACUCAGAAUAUUUUCUUGCCUGUGGGGACAGUGACCAGCCAAGGAUACAAAGGUGUCAGACGUGAGGCUCCGAUUCAUAUUUACUACCUGAUAUUGCUCCUAACUCCUUCCUUCCUUCAUUUAUUCAAAAAAUAUGUGUU